Messenger RNA from Dreissena polymorpha, 1993 nucleotides. Its product is annotated as muscarinic acetylcholine receptor M4-like. Gene Ontology annotation, molecular function: G protein-coupled peptide receptor activity. Bases 165 to 1673 code for a protein of 502 amino acids. Gene Ontology annotation, cellular component: membrane. Lineage: Eukaryota; Metazoa; Mollusca; Bivalvia; Myida; Dreissenidae. The transcript has 2 exons. Gene Ontology annotation, biological process: neuropeptide signaling pathway. The record is from RefSeq and is a predicted model, not a curated record.
GUUUAAGUUUAAACAUAUUUUAUUUCCAAAAUGACAAAUACAAAUAAAUUACAAUUCACUCAAUAUAUUAUUGAACAAGGGUUGGACCUUAAGUUCUACAACAUUAUCGGGUGUCUUUCCCUAGAGUAUAAAGUUACAUAAAUAGAGAAAGUUGGAUUAGCAGCAUGAUGAACAAGAGUGACAACGACACAAAUCAACUGAUGACGUCAUUUGAUCUUCUUAACGACAUGAACGCCGCGGAGAGUCAGCGGCUGAUACCAACGGCACUUUUUCUCGGCAUUAUCGCCGUGCUCGGAAUCCUCGGUAACGCGUUGGUUAUCCAUAUUUAUCGUACCCGUUACAAGCUAUCCAAUGCGAAAAUCUUCAUCGUUAGCGUUUCCGCCGUGGACAUGUUCUCGUGUUGUAUCGCGAUACCGUUCGAGAUCAUCUUGCUCAUGGACCAGUUCACUUUUGAGCAGGCGUGGAUGUGCAAAAGUUCCAGGUUUUUCAACACGCUAAGCACGUGCGCGUCUUCUUUUAUUUUGUUCUUUGUCGCCGUGGACCGAUUUCGAAAGGUGUGCAGACCUUUUCAGAGGCAAAUAACUACCAGUUUUGCGACAAAAUUAUGCAUUGUGUCGGUGGCAUUGGGCGUGGUGGUGGCUCUACCAGCGUUCUGGAUGUACGGAAAGAAAACGUUUGUGGUAAAGCAGGAUACUAUAGACGAGGCGGUGAUUGGGUCCGAAUGCUCCACGGCUGAUGCCAUGAAAGGUUCCAUAUUUCCUUUAAUUAACAUAGCAAUGCAGAGCGUUUUGUUUGUUACCGGCAUUGUAGCAAUAUCCGUUCUUUAUUGUCUGAUUGGAUGCAAGAUAAAGAAGCAAUCUAAAAAGAUGCGACUUAUGAUGGUGAGAAGUAUGUCGAUUCCUAUGACGCCAUCAAGUUGUGUGGAAAAUGGAGUUGAUAUUCCUGGAGAAAUCGAUCCUGGGCGACACAACCACGAGGACGUCAUUUCGCGCAAAAACAAUGACAAUAAAAAGCAGAAUGAACGUAAAAAACGCAAAUCAGAGAAAAGCACGGAUGAAUCGUGGACUAGGGAUACGGAAGUUUCUUACACAAGCUACGAAAAGGAAGAGCACGCCGAAGUGAAUCGGGGGAAGACAAAACAAACAGAUAAGCAGACCAAAGUCAGUGAUGAUCAAAACGUGACCCCUAAAGAUACAAAUUAUAACUAUGAACAAUCCGAGCGUGUCAAAACAAUUGAAAGCACGGGGAGUUCGGAACGCGUCAAUGAAAAUAAAGGCACAGGGACAUUAAAAAGGCAGUUAUCAAACGCUGGCAGUCAGAUUUUUCACGUCAUUCGGCGGAUAACGUCUCACACGUCUGACGAAAAGUUAGACUCGGCAAGGAAAUCCCAAUGCCUGAAGGAAGUCAGGGCGAGAAAAACAGCCUUCAUUAUGUUUCUUAUCUCUCUUGCCUUCAUUCUGAGCUAUCUCCCACAUCUGAUUCUAAUGGCGACUCGUGUCGUUAAAUAUCAAUUUAUUGAACAACUCAGCGACGACGGACUAGCGACGUACAAGUUUUUCUUGCGAUCGUAUUUUCUUAACUGUGCUAUUAACCCUGUAAUUUACGGCCUUUGUGAUGUACGGUUUCGCCUUUAUUAUAAUGAAUUCUUCAGUCGCUGUUUUUCUCGGAAAUAACCGACCGUGCAACGAGGCAAAGAGAAGUCUUGAUGAACUAUAUAAUACAUUAAAUAUGUUUUUCUUUGAAAAAUUGUUGAAAACUGUCGUAUAACGCUUGUGACAAUCAAAAGCCAAGGUAGGAUUAUCGGACCGUAGUCUCGUUUGAAAUGUUAUCUAACGGAAUGAACGUAAGAUAACAUGUUUGUGAUUAGGAAAUGCCGUUAAAAUGUCUACAACUUACACGUAACAAAUACUGGUUCCAAUAUUAAAUUGCAUUAAUUGAACUACAAAUAAAAAAUGCGCCCGUGUAUAAGAGGGUUUAUGCUUGUGGACAAAAA